AUGCACACUUUUGAAGAAGCAAAGAAAGCAGUAACAACUUGUCAGUAUGAUUAUCUAGAUUAUAGAAACAACGAAUUCGACAAAGAUUAUAAUACUUUUGAAGACAAGACGAACGCACUUCGGGAAUCUAUUGGAAACACCAUUGAGGAAAAUUUUGCAACAGUUUGGGAGACCCCACAAGGGAUUAAAUUUUUGACUAGAUUUGAGAAGGUGAGCCAAAAGAUCAUGAUAACGAAAUUAAGUGAGAAGUAUGAUAGAGUGCUAAGAUACUGUGAAAAAGAAGUGGAUAAGAUUACCAAAAUGUUUAAGAGGCAAAGGGAAGAUCCGCCUUUGCCACGUAAUUACUCUCCGGUCGCAGGUCGCAUAAAAUGGUCUCGAUGCCUGAUGCACAAUAUGACGGAGACAGUGGAGAGCGUCUGUGCUCAUCCAGUUCUCAGAGCUUUGCCAGCAUCCGCUGAUAUGAUGAGGAAGUACUCCAACACUCGUUCCCUCAUUCACAAUUACGAGGACACCAUGAAAGCUGUAUGGAUGAAUCAAAAUUUGUGGGAUGUCGACGACUGUUUAAACAAUACUCUACUGAGGAUCGAUGACAAUGGCUCUGUAGUAGUCAAUCUCGACCACACCAUACGACUACUGAUCAGAGAGUCAGAUUGCCUAGUCAAGAUGGGUGUUGAUUUACCCAUAGUCUGCCACUCUCUCUACGCUAAGAAGAAUUACUUUACACUCGUAAAUGACUCUUUGCAGUUUCUUCUAGAAGAUUACCUUCGCACAGUCCGAAGAGUAAAACUGGAAGUUCGGCCUCUCUUUCUUCCACAAGUAGUACGAUUGUCUUCUCUUUUACUCCCUGGUCUACGGUUCGUGGGAUGGACAAGCGAUGAUUGGCGCGAAUUUAUAGACCGCGCCAAUGCAGCUAUCAAAAGCUUUGAUGUCCUAGUAACUAGAGUCCACGAUAUAUAUACCAACCGUAUAAUAUACAUGUUAAGUGGAAUGCAAGAAGUUACCUUAAUUACUUUACCUGGUGAGUGUUUUAUAAAAUAA
Spodoptera frugiperda (fall armyworm) is the source of this 1038-nucleotide messenger RNA. RefSeq names its product dynein axonemal heavy chain 5-like. Gene Ontology annotation, biological process: microtubule-based movement. Bases 1 to 1038 code for a protein of 345 amino acids. Gene Ontology annotation, cellular component: dynein complex. NCBI's taxonomy places the organism in Eukaryota, Metazoa, Arthropoda, Insecta, Lepidoptera, Noctuidae. The transcript is spliced from 5 exons. The record is from RefSeq and is a predicted model, not a curated record. Gene Ontology annotation, molecular function: dynein light intermediate chain binding; dynein intermediate chain binding; minus-end-directed microtubule motor activity.